GGUCUACUCGCUUCUUUAUUUACAUCAAUUGAACUUUUUUGAGUCUCCUUGUUCUUCCGUUUUGUCUAGUUCAUUGAUUUUUUAACUCUCCCUUUUUUUUGUAUUCUUUUUUUUUUCUCCCUUUCUUUCUUUUCGCCCGCGCAUCUUUCAUUUUUAAUUUCUUGCGUUUUGAGUUCCCUUCUCAGCAAGUGUUAAUAUAAAUAGUGGUUUUUUCUCUUUUACAACACACCUAUUUUCUUCUUUUUUGUUUCCUUAUCCGUCUUUAUCCGCCAUUAUUCAUACCCCUCUAAUUUUUUUCCUUGUCUUUUUUUUUAUUGUGUGUGUGCAUUUACCCACUAUCCGUUGUCUAGUAAUAUAAAACUGUUUGGCGAACUCUCAUGGCGACGACGACGAGUUAUGACUGGGUUGAACUUGUCGAUCCUCAAUUGAAUCAUUCCUUCUACGCCAACGUGAUUACAGGUGAAUGCUCUUGGCAAACUCCGAGUGCGGGCUUGACUAAGCUUGCCAACGCCGAGGAAGAUUGGUGGGAAUUAUGGGAUGAAAAGAAUCGGUUACCUUACUAUUACCACUCGAAAACCAACACUACCGUAUGGACUCCACCUAGCCAAGGACAAGUAUUGUGUUUGACCAAAAUUCAGGCUUCUACGUUUGCCAGGCACAUGUCUCUACCUAUUUCCCCGCCACCACCUUCUUCCCCCUCGCCUUUUAAUUCACUCGAUCCUGGGGCUGGACCCUUGGAUCCUUCUACCAAACGGCACAGUCGAUCGCUUGACCUUGCUUCGUAUCAGGGCCGAAUUCAACCAUCACUGCAACGGUCAGCCUCGGAAAGUGGGAAAAAAUCCACCCUUCCCAUUAUGAACGACGAUGAUAUCCCAAAAGACAAACCGCACCACAUCGUCACGCCUUCCAGCAUGUUUAAUUUCUCUCUUUCCAGUAAACUUCCCGCUCCAUUAAGGAGACCCAGUAUACGACCACAGGCCGAUUCCUCGCGAUUGACGAAUUUUGCCAAAUCGCGUGCGUCGAUAGAGUCGGCUUUCUCCAGUCUCACACGACCUUACAAGUUUGGUGCAGGUGGUAUGAUGAAUCGUAACUCGGUAGCGGUCAGUGCGCCGGCCACCAAUCCAGAAACAGUAACUGCCGUCAGCCCAUUGAAAAAACUACCGACGGUCCAACAUCCUCCCUACAUCGGUCCGCUGGCUCAGACCGGUGAUUCCAAGAAAUCAUUACCUACAAGUCUACAACAAGAUAUUAAUCAGUUCGCCAUUGACGGCUUUGCCAAAAAAUACUUUGCUACCCAUAAACGAGGACUCUUUCGACGUCGUGUACCCAUGAAUCAAAUGUUGCAAUGGACAAAGGAUUCGAUACGUCAACCGUUGAUUAUGUUGAAUAAGGAUCUUUACAAGGAUGCACUUCGAUGCUUCAAAUUGAUUCAGAUCAUCAUGGGAGAGCGGCCAAGACCGCGUGGAUCCAACGAAAUCGAAGAAAUGCAAACGAUUCUGAGUUGCGGCAUCACCAAAGGACAAAUGCGCGAUGAAAUUUACGUCCAACUCUGUCGACAGUUGAACGGCAAUCCCAAAGGUGAAAGUAUCAAGAAGGGAUGGGAAAUUCUGUGCGUGAUCAGCGUGACGUUCCCGCCGUCGAAAAACCUCGAGUCGUAUCUGUUCAAUUUCAUCCAACAGCAUCAUCACCUUCAGGCCAACCAGGUCAAUGUUUUCAGUCACCAUGUCACCAACAAGUUGAAACGCAUUUGUCUUCGUGGCGCCAAAGGCAAAGUCCUCACCGCGGCGGAAAUUGAACGUGCCAAGGAAGCGCCUUUCAAACCAUCGGUAUUUGGAGAAUCGUUGGACCUCAUUAUGCGAUUACAGUCGCAAGAUGCAUUAAAGAUACCACGCAUUGUGCCCUUCUUGGCCGACACGGUGCAUCAAUUGAACGGUCAACACUCGGAAGGAAUUUUCCGUGUUCCUGGCGACGCGGAUGCAGUCACCGAAUUGCGUAUACGAAUUGAGAAUGGUCGUUAUGAUGCGACAGAUAUCACGGAUCCCAAUGUCCCGGCAUCACUUUUGAAAUAUUGGUUGCGCGAUUUGUCCGAGCCGUUGAUCGGCACGGAAUACUACGAUGAGUGUAUUGCCUGUUCGGAUCAGCCUGAUCAAGCUAUUGCGAUUGUGAACAAGUUGCCGGAACUCAAUCGGCGCAUUGUGCUGUAUAUGAUUAGCUUCUUGCAAGAGUUUACCGCGCCCGAGGUGAUCAAGGAGACCCUGAUGAACGUGUCCAAUCUGGCCAUGGUGUUUGCUCCCAACUUUUUGCGUUGUCCUUCCGAAAGUUUGACAGCUGUUUUUGAAAAUUCCAAAUACGAACAAGCGUUCCUUCGUACCUUGCUGUUUGAACUCAAAGCAGAUAAACUCGCAUGUGCUCAAAUCAAUGAACCCACCUUUGGCACUCGAAAAUAAAAUAAAUAGCAGAAAAAAAAAGAAAGUGCUACUGUAUUUCUACAUACUGAUAAUCACCGUGUAACCUCUCAUCUUAAU
Radiomyces spectabilis is the source of this 2525-nucleotide messenger RNA. RefSeq lists its product as uncharacterized. Gene Ontology annotation, cellular component: cytoplasm; cytoskeleton. The transcript has 11 exons. Bases 378 to 2447 code for a protein of 689 amino acids. Gene Ontology annotation, molecular function: GTPase activator activity; protein binding. NCBI's taxonomy places the organism in Eukaryota, Fungi, Mucoromycota, Mucoromycetes, Mucorales, Radiomycetaceae. Gene Ontology annotation, biological process: signal transduction. The record is from RefSeq and is a predicted model, not a curated record.